AUGACUCUGCCCGCAACGGCGCUAUACAUUGUGGAUGGGCUCGCUGUUAUAGCAGCGGUAAGUCCCCUCUUUGAGGAGUGGCUAGAGAGGCGUCACGGCGUCCUCACCUACCGCCUGACGCAGGUGCUUACCGGACACGGAAGUUUCGGUAGGUUCCUGUUUCGGAUUCGGCGGGAGGAAACGCCCGGGUGUCGGCAUUGCGUGGAUCACCCGGAGGACACGGUGGAGCAUACAGUAGCGGUGUGCCCUGCAUGGGCUGAGCACCGCCGUGUCCUUAGGGAUGUGAUCGGCGACGGUGACCUCUCGCGUCCGGCUUUGGUUCAGGCCAUGGUGCGGAGCGAGAGGGAAUGGGACGCCGUCUCCUCCUUCUGCGAAGCAGUCAUGCUAGCUAAGGAGGAGGCGGAGCGCGUGAGGGAACGAUCCUCCUCACGCCCCAGCCGCCGCAGAAGACACUCCGGGCGUCGGGGAUCGCGUGACGAUCUCCGGCCACCGUAAGUGCGGGUCUGCGGACGGCGAGCAAGGGUAGCUCGCCGCCCGACCAGAACCAGACCCGUGCGUACGGCGCGUCGCGUUCCGCGCGCGCCUCAAAGAGCCAGACCACCACAGAUGGGGCCCAGUAGAGCUGAUGCCUGAUCCGGAGCUGCGGACAACGUAAAAGGUUACCGGGACUCCGGCUCAAAGCAGGAGAAGGAACGGGGUGGUUUUUAGUCAGUAAGAGUCUGACACUCCCUCCCGCCUCACCCAAGGCGGGAGAAGUCAUUGGAUGAUUUUCCCCCCUCAAAAAAAAAAAAAAAAAAA
Spodoptera frugiperda (fall armyworm) is the source of this 798-nucleotide messenger RNA. RefSeq lists its product as uncharacterized. The record is from RefSeq and is a predicted model, not a curated record. The transcript has 2 exons. Bases 1 to 495 code for a protein of 164 amino acids. Lineage: Eukaryota; Metazoa; Arthropoda; Insecta; Lepidoptera; Noctuidae.